This is a messenger RNA of Carcharodon carcharias (great white shark), 6340 nucleotides long. It is a transcript of the gene wdr90, whose product is annotated as WD repeat domain 90. Lineage: Eukaryota; Metazoa; Chordata; Chondrichthyes; Lamniformes; Lamnidae. Gene Ontology annotation, molecular function: protein binding. The coding region runs from base 316 to 5928 and encodes 1870 amino acids. The transcript has 43 exons. The record is from RefSeq and is a predicted model, not a curated record. Gene Ontology annotation, cellular component: centriole.
UGCAAAGGACUGAAAAUUUUUGAUGAAGGGCCUUUACCUGAAAUGUCAACUAGACUGACUUUUGGGCUGCUGAUGAGGCAUUCUGAUCAGUUGGAAGAGAAAAGGGGCUGGAGGCCAAGUAUUGGCCUUUGAGAAAUGUCACAUAGAUUUGUUUUUGGAUUUUUCUUGCAGUUGCCCAAUGCAAUUUUUCUUUCAGGUGAUCGGCUCUGCCAAAAUGUUCUUUUGCAUUGAAAGGUUUGAUGCCCACAUUAACUAAGAGUGAUCUGCUGGGGUCAUAGAAAAGAAGAGCAUUUGUUGAGGGAAAUUUUGACCAGCAUGGAUAAGCCCAGAAUAGAGUCUGUGUGGCAGCGUCCAUAUGUGAACAUCUUCAAACACUUCAAAUUGGAAGAAUGGAAGAAAUCAGCAAAAGAAGGGGAUGUCACAGCUGUUAUGGAUAAAACCCUGAAGUGCACGGUGUAUCGUAUCAGAGGCCCCAUCCCUCCUGGUAACUACAUUCAGUUACCAAAAACUAGCACUCAAUCCCUUGGACUAGUUGGUCGCUACGUCUAUCUCCUCUUCAAACCAAUUGUAUCCAAAUACUUUGUGGUUCACUUUGAUACAGUCACUGAGGGGAGUCAAGUCAUUCGGAUUUCAUUCUCCAACCUCUUCAAGGAGUUCAAAUCCACAGCCACGUGGCUCCAGUUCCCCUUUGUUUGUGGUGCUGUGGAAGGCUCUGUGUAUAAUACCACUGCAAAGACUGCAAAGCAAGACCUGGUAGGCCUUGCACCUCCUGGUGUGAAGUGGACAUGCCUGAUGAUGGACCUGCAGUAUCUUCUGUCAUUUUAUCUGAACCGACACUACAGCCAUCUGAAGAGUAUUAAGCUCUGCUCCAAUAUGUUUGUUAAGAAUAUAUUCACCAGUGACCUGGUAUUUGAGCCAAGUGUGACCGCCUUCAAGGUCAAGCGGGCAGGACUGGUGCUGCAUGAUGUCUCCCCAAUGCCACGAGAAAUGGCUUUCCUGGUUCCCAAAGGAGAAAAUUGGCAUGACAUUUAUGAUUAUAUCAGGUUCCCAUCAGAUGGAGUUAAGAUGCCAUUCGACUCCAUUCAAAAGGGACAGUCCAGCCCACACAAAAAAGGACACCCAACACAUUGCACUCCCAUUAGAGCAAAUCCACACACUGUGAGUGUCAGUAAGGCAGUCCAAGACCGAGUUUCCCUCAUCCAGCAAAUUACCAGCCCAGAGACGGCACCUUGUAGACGGAGAUCUUCUCGGAUCAUUACGAGCAUCCCAGAAAUACACUUGGAUACAACUGUAUCGCCCCAUCAUGACAAAGAUAACAGAGAACAUGGGGAUCAAACCACAGCUAAAAGUGAUGAAUGUAUGAAAGUGGCUCCAGUGGAUGAUGGUGGAAUUCAUGUUUUUGCAGGUCAAAGUGGUAGAGUUGCAGUCCAAAAGUGUAGCAGUGAUACAGAGGAGCCUGUACGCACCAAGGUUCCUUCACCUACUAGGCUUCUUUGUCAGAAGUUCAAAGACCCUAAGGGGCUGCAGCCAGACCCUAUACUAAAACUAAAGAAGAUUAUUGGAUAUGGAGGGUGCACUGUGAAAUGUGCAGCAUGGACUAAAUCUGGAUCAGCUGUGGCCUACCCUUGUCAUGCCAUAGUUGUGGUGAUGGAAAUUGACACCGGACAGCAGAGAUUUUUCAUUGGACAUACAGACAAGGUUUCUGCUUUGUCCUUUAAUGGCAACUCAACACUACUCGCGUCAGCACAGACUGGGAAUGUGAGCCUGGUCAGAGUCUGGAACUUCAACAAAGGGAAUUGCCUGGCAAUGUUCAAAACCCACAUACAUUCAGUGUCAUCGCUCAGUUUUUCUUUCAGUGGAAGAGUUCUCUGUGGCGUGGGCAAGGACAGUCGUGGUAAAACAAUGGUUGUGGUUUGGAACACAGCAAAAGUGAAUCAGGAUGGUGAAGUAAUGGUGUUGGCAAAAGCUCACACUGAAGUCGACAUUCAGGUGAUGAAAAUAGCUUCUUUUGAUGACACCAGGAUGGUGUCAUGUGGAAGAGAUAAUAUUCGCCUGUGGCGUGUUCGAAGUCGGGCAUUGCGAUCUUGCCCAGUAAACCUGGGUGAAUAUCAUUGUUUGGAAUUUACAGAUGUAGCGUUUGAAGAAGGGCAUCUGGCUGACAAAGACCCUGCUGACCGAAUGCUCUUUGCAUGCAGUAAAAGUGGGCACAUCAUCGAAAUCGACUAUAAAAAUGUUGUGAUUAAGAAUGCACGUCGCUUGUUUCCCUCACAGCAAAAGCAUUCACACCAACGGGAAAUGGUUAAUUCAGGUGCUGGUAUUGCCAUCAAUAGUAUUAGUGUUUCUGCUGCUUUCUGUGCCACAGGAUCUGAUGAUGGUUACUUGCGUCUCUGGCCUUUGGAUUUCUCCACUGUCUUUCUUGAAGCAGAGCACGAAAGUGGUGUCAGCUUUGUAAACAUCGACCCUAAUGGACUGAAAGUGCUUGCAGCAACCACUACAGGUAACCUAGGAUACCUGGAUAUACCCAGCAGAGGUUAUACCACACUAAUGAGAUCACAUACAAACAGAAUUCUGGCUUUCUCAGUGGAUGGAAUAAGGAGACAUCUUGUUACUGCAUCUGAAGACUGCACCAUCCGUUUGUGGGACCUAGAUUCUAUGCAACAGUUAUAUGACUUUGUAAGUGCUGAAGAGACUCCGUGUGCUGUGACAUUUCACCCUACACAGCAGAUUUUUGCUUGUGGAUUCAGCAGUGGAGUAGUAAGAAUUUUUAAUGUGGGGAAUUCCAGUCUCCUGACUGAACAGAGGCAGCACAGAGGACAGGUGAUUGGACUUGUGUUUUCCCCCAAAGGAGAGUAUAUGUACAGUGCUGGGUCUCUGGGUUCGUUGGCUCUGUACAAUGCAACUGAGGAGGAUCACCAUGUUAUCAGGAUCUUGGGUAAUGUUGUGGCAAGAGGCAGUCAUCAUGGUCCAGAUGCACUGACAGUGAGCAGUGAUAGCCGUUACUUGGCUUUUGUGGGCCCAUCUGAAUACAUAGUCACUGUGAUGGAUGCUCGCUCACUAGAUGAGAUAAUGCUUGUUGAUGUCAGUAUUUUGGACCUGGAGACAACCACCCUUGACACUGCUGUCAAAGUCUGCUAUCCAUCUGCUGCAAUCAGCCAGCUGCUAGUGACUACCUCCUCUAAUAAGAUACUGUGGCUGAACGCAAGGACUGGGAAACUGAUUCGAGAGGUUUGUAAUAUACACAAAACGGUCUCUUCAUCUUUAGCUGUGAGUGAGGACAUUCGGUAUCUACUGACCACUGGAGAGAAGGUCAUUAAAAUCUGGGAUUACCAUAUGAAACAAGAUAUUAAUUUCCAGGUGUUCAUUGGUCACUCUGAAACAAUUCAGCAAGCUGCAUUCACUCCAGACCAGCUAAGUGUAAUCAGUGUGGGUGAUGCAAUAUUUGUUUGGGAUUUUCUUGCUUCCGUCCUAGACCAGGAGACCAACCUUCCCUCAAUUCAGCCAUUUGCCCUUCAUGAACCUGAUGCUCCCUCAAUUGCAGAGGGCAGUGAGCUGUUCCAAAACAAUGGGAUGCCUCGCCAGUCAGUGCCAGUCCCCAUCUCCUCCCCACCGCAGCUCAGUGUCAAUGCUAUUGAAAGAACUGAACAGGAUGUGUUUUUGUCUGAUGCCGAGAAUAAGGAUGACCACAGUCAGAAAGAUGACUCAAUCGCCGUUAAAGAACUUGGAGACUCAUUUCUGCAAGUACAUGAAAACUUGCAUUGCGGGGAGGAUGUGUCACCUUUUUUGAGGCCUGUUUCUCUUCAGGAGUGCCAGGAAGAGCUGGAAGAACCAGUAUCCCUCGUUGGAGAUGGAGAUUUUCCGCACAAUUAUACACGACCAGAUUCUUAUAAACAUUUCGCUGCUCAAUUCAAAACCUCGUCGGUAUCUCAGGUUGCAGUCCUUCCUGAUGGGAAGGAGGAUCUGAAGCUGAAAGUAGUAAUUGGAUACAAUGGCAAUGGAAGAGGAAAUAUGGUCUGGAAUCCUGAUACAGCACUCUUUGCAUAUUCCUGUGGCUGCUUGGUGGUGAUUGAGGACUUGCAUUCUGGAUCUCAGAGACAUUUAACUGGUCACACGGAGGAGAUCUCUACUAUUGCAGUUAGCCAUGAUGCGCAGGAUCUCGCCUCGGCUUCAGGAAGUCAGGAUAAGACUGGCUGCAGUAUCUUUAUUUGGAAUAUGACAAGUGGCUGCUGUAAGAAGGUAGUCUCUCAACACAUGACUGAGGUACAAGCUAUGGCCUACUCCAGAGAUGACCGGUUCCUGAUGUCUGCUGGAGAUUACAGGGAUCUCUCAAUUGCUUUGUGGGAAACCAGGAAUUAUGAGCUGUUAACAACAGCAAGAGUAUCAAAUCCUAUUCAUGAUUUAGCAUUUGACCCAACUGCUGUCAAUGAAUUUGCCUGCGUUGGGGUAGGAGGGGUGCAUUUCUGGCUGGUCGAGCAAACUGGUAAUGAAGUACAACUCAAGGUUCACAGAGUCUCAAUCCCAGAUGAGGUGGGUGCUGAUGAACUCUCAGCAUUGUGCUAUAACAGUGAUUCAGUUCUUUAUACUGCUACCAAUACAGGGAAGAUCUGUGCAUGGGACACCCAACAGAAUAGAUGUUUCAUGGCUUGGGAUGCAGAUGAGGGGGAGAUUGGGAUAGUGCAAUGUCGAAGAUAUCGCCUGAUGACUGGCAGUAACACAAAGAAAAUCCGGCUGUGGGCAGUCGCUGCAGUGCAGGAGAUGAGACUCGAGGGCACAAGAGCAAGAUCAAGUUCAGUGCUCCUGGAACAUGAGAUGAUUCUGGAUGGGACAAUAGUUAGUGCAGUCUUUGAUGAUAUCAUGGACAUGGGUAUUGUGGGGACCACAGCAGGGACUCUGUGGUAUAUAAACUGGGCUGAAAAUACCAGCAUCCGUCUGAUCAGCGGCCACAGAAACAAGGUUAACCAAGUGAUUUUUAGCCCUGAUGAAAGUCAUUUUGCCACAUGUGCAGAGGAUGGCAGCUUAAGGGUGUGGGUCAUGCACACCACUGAACUGGUUGUUCAGUUUCAUGUUCUUAAUCAGAGCUGCUUAUGCAUGGCAUGGAGCCCAGCAGUUAACUCAAGAGAAUCUGUUGAUAAACAGCAAAUUGUGGCAGGAUAUAGUGAUGGCACAAUACGUCUCUUUGGAAUGUUGAAGACUGAGAUGAAAUUGAAGAUUCACCCCCAUCCUGUGGCAGUCAAUGCGAUUGCAUACUCCAUGGAUGGCGAGGUUGUCAUUUCAGGAGGUAAAGAUGGUCUAAUGGCUGUGAGUAGUCCUCGAACAGGAAUCACCAUUCGUGUCAUCAGUGAUCAUAAAGGUUCACCGAUUACUACAAUUGAAUGUGCACGGAAAAAAUAUGACGAAUUUGGACUUGAUGGAUGUGAAAUGUGGUUGGCUGUCAGUUCAGAUCGACGUGUUAGUGUUUGGGCUACUGAUUGGCAUAAAGACCUAUGUGAGCUCAUUGAUUGGUUGACAUUCCCAGCACCUAUUGAACCCGAGGGAUCUGACAAGAGUAGCCUCCCACCAAGCUUGGCUGCCUUCUCACCCAGUCAGAGUGGUGUAGUGGUAUAUGUGGGAUUUGGAGUGAAACCAGAGAUUAUCUUGUACAACCUCUAUAAAAAGCAGACAAUUAAAAAUAUAGCUUUGCCUCAGUGGGCUACAAGUUUGAGCCUCUCUCCAAGAGGACAGCUUAUUGCUGUUGGGACCAAUGGGAGACUUCUGAAGCUAAUUCAGAACUCAUCCGGAAAAUUUCAGGAUUUCACCGGGCAUAAUGAUACCGUUCAUUUCAGUCGAUUCACACCUUCUGGGAAAUUCCUCCUAUCCGUCGCAUACAAUGAGGUGCUGGUCUGGGAGGUCCAGAAUCUACGUAGCAAUUUCACCCAUGUACAAUAUCUCUGAGUUUCCACAGCACACUUGAAGGGGGUAUUAGCUGUAUCACUGCUGUUAUAAAUAUACCCCUUUAUCAAGCUAUCUGACAUCACAGGUUUCAUAUGGCUCUUUUUACAAUAGAGAACUCAUAAUGUAGUCCAACGUUAAUGCAGUUUUACAGUUAGCAAGAUAUCACUUUGGAAAGGGCAUCUGUUACAGUAAUGUAAAAUAUUGAUGUUUAAAUCAUUAUUAAAUUGUAUAGUUGGUGCACUGUGCACAUGAAGUUUUUAAUAAAUAGUUGCACUGAGAUUUUUUAAAUUAAGUUUAGCCAAGUAAAGUUUUAUUGCGAGAUUCUACUUAUGAAGUAACACUGAUCAUUUAAGUGAUUUUAUACAAGUGAUUUUUGUAUUUUCCAUAAAUAAAACUUUUUUUUACUGAUUUA